This is a messenger RNA of Ylistrum balloti, 828 nucleotides long. RefSeq names its product paired box protein Pax-1-like. The record is from RefSeq and is a predicted model, not a curated record. Gene Ontology annotation, molecular function: DNA-binding transcription factor activity, RNA polymerase II-specific; RNA polymerase II cis-regulatory region sequence-specific DNA binding. Gene Ontology annotation, biological process: regulation of transcription by RNA polymerase II; anatomical structure development. Lineage: Eukaryota; Metazoa; Mollusca; Bivalvia; Pectinida; Pectinidae. The transcript has 3 exons. Bases 1 to 828 code for a protein of 275 amino acids.
AUGAGAGAACUGAUGGAAACAAAGCAAUCGACUUUCGGCGAAGUAAACCAGCUAGGAGGCGUGUUCGUCAAUGGACGUCCCCUUCCUAACGCCAUUCGUCUGAGGAUUGUAGAACUGGCUCAGCUCGGAGUGAGACCUUGUGACAUCAGUCGACAACUCAGGGUGUCGCAUGGAUGUGUCAGUAAGAUACUAGCUCGAUAUAACGAGACGGGGUCCAUUUUACCAGGGGCCAUUGGUGGUAGCAAGCCCCGGGUCACUACCCCAAAUGUCGUGAAACAUAUUAAAGUAUAUAAGGAAAGAGAUCCAGGAAUAUUCGCCUGGGAAAUUCGAGACAAAUUACUGGCGGAUGGUGUAUGUGACAAAUAUAAUGUACCUUCAGUAAGUUCGAUUAGUCGUAUUCUCAGGAACAAGAUUGGCGGUGGCCCUACCCCACAGAAUCCCAGCCCCACGUACGAAAGUAAGAGCCAAGUUGUGCCAUGCACUGCUGCACCAACACCUAUCUAUAAUCAGUUUUAUCCUUACUCGUGUCCACCGCCCUCCAUGCCGGCUGUUCCAACUGCUCAAAUGGCCCCACAGCACCACACAUUGGCGCCCCUUGGGGCAACCCGGCCACCUCAGGCCUCAAGCAACUGUGUAACUCCUUGUAUGAUGCGAGCCUGGGCAGCAUCUUCACAUUCCGUCAAUGACAUUCUUGGUUUCCGGGGCAGCGUCCCCCAGGGUAUGGGUCAACCCAUACAGGCGGAAAAUGGACCUAGUAUAGGUCAGAACUAUAAUAUGAACUACUACAGUAUGAAGCCAACUGUAUCACCGAUGUACCUGCAAAGUUGA